Molecule: messenger RNA, 231 nt
Organism: Cylicostephanus goldi
Lineage: Eukaryota; Metazoa; Nematoda; Chromadorea; Rhabditida; Strongylidae
Source: the annotation of a GenBank genome assembly
AUGGGUAAUGGUUGUCAAGCAGGAGUCAGUGUUACCGUACGCGAAGAUGGAGAAGGUGUACGAGGAGAAGGUGCAGAGCUGGAGCAGAUCACGGACUGGAGUAUCGAGAAUGUAGUCGACUGGAAGAAAAUUGUCUCUAAAUACUAUCAGAUGAAGGGCAAGGAUGAACCGAAGAGGACGAGCAGUGAUCACGAAAUGCAUCCGCUGUCCACAGAAAAAGCAUGGAUAUAA